UCAUUUCUUAUCAGUCUAUUAGGUCUCGGACUCUACUUUUUCUUAUGUGUAAGAUUAGGGUUGGCCAAGAAUGAAAAGCAAAUCAGUUGGUUGUUGACGUUUGCCAGUAGUGUAGUAUGUACGGUUGUUUCGUUGCCACAUUAUGUGAGAUUCUGGCGAUCUGGUUGGGACAUGCAAUUACUUGGUCUUGAAUCCACAGCUCAUACCAGUCUUGCCUGUUUUUUCAUGACCUAUCUGGUAAUGGAUCUCACCUUGGGAUCAAUGUAUUAUAAAAGUCGUAUCACCAUUGCCACCGGUUGGAUUCAUCAUUCGAUUUACAUUGUCAUUUUAUUUUGGUUGAUGCGAUGUCGAUCCACUUCGUUCUUUACUGUCAAUGCUAUUUUGGAAUUACCCACGGUGAUCCUGGCCUUGGGCUCCAUGCGUGCCAGUUGGCGAAGUGAUGUCCUUUUUGGUUUUUCCUUUUUUGUUCUUCGUCUUGUCUAUCAUGCCUGUAUGAUCGUGUCCGUCAAACAGUAUCAUCGUAUUGAAUCGCUUUGGCUCGUGGCUGUCUUGGUCUUCCCUCUUCAUGUCUAUUGGUUCUAUGGUAUUGUUCAACAACAGAUCAAACGU
Halteromyces radiatus is the source of this 609-nucleotide messenger RNA. RefSeq lists its product as uncharacterized. The transcript has a single exon. The record is from RefSeq and is a predicted model, not a curated record. NCBI's taxonomy places the organism in Eukaryota, Fungi, Mucoromycota, Mucoromycetes, Mucorales, Cunninghamellaceae. The annotation marks the transcript as partial.